AUGAAGGCCGCGGUCUCGAUACUCAACCUCCCAAUUGAGCUUGUGUGUCAUAUACUCAUUUAUUUGGAUUCUCUGGACAUUCUAGUAUGCGGUCUGGUAAACAAGCAGAUGAAAGAGAUAAUCCAGCAAUCGUGCGCUCUUCAAUACAAGUUAGAAUUGGCGAGGCACCGUAUGGUGUCGAGCCUCAAAUCCUAUCAUGAUCCACCAUUAGCGACGCGUCUACGAGCUCUCCGACACAAUGAAGCAGCUUGGCACACACUCGCGUCAAGAGCACGCUAUCGUUCCCGAUUUAUGCACACAGGUGCUUUAUACGAGUUUCAAAGCGGAAUAUUUGGCCAGAGCAAAGAAAACGAACAAAAUCAUACGACGCAUAUCGUGUUUUUCGACUUGGUCAAGAUGGAGAACGGAGAACCUCAUAUCCAUUGGAUUCAUCCCGUUAUUGGGUUGAUGGUAAUCGACUUUACCAUGGAUCCGUCGCAAGACCUGCUUCUCCUUAUAUCUCUGGCCCCACCCUCAUCCGAUUACCUUUAUGAAGCACAUUUCAGAACCUUGUCGACCAACAAGCCUCAUUCCCGAGCUUUAUCAGCAACUGUUAGUUUUCUGGAGCGGCCAAACGCUUGGUCCGUCGUUGAUGGAAUAGUGGUUGCUCACAUUUCGGGGGAGUUGACUGGCUUGCUGAUCAAGGAGGCGCCGAGCGGUGGGAGCGUCCUCCAAGUGUUCAACUGGCAGUUUGGUCCUCACGACAGAUGCCAGAUAAGGCGUGUAACUGGGAUAGACGACUUCAAUUUUCUCUCCCAGGAUAAGGUCCUCAUCGUUCGCUCUGCUGGUGUCUUCGAAGUUUAUCAACUCCCAGCCGAUUUUUCCAAAUCCGCUGUCCUGCUUGCAUCGUAUGCUUUUCCUGCUUUCGGCUUCUCGUUCAACAACUUUUGGUACAUUUCUCUCAGCAGUCAUCCCGCACCAGGAUAUAAUCCCAAUGUAGGCAGAUCAUCUGCCUGGGAUGGACAUCCGAAGAAGGCUUAUGUUGGCGAUCCGGAAAACAGACUCCAUUGCUGCUGCAUUUACACUCAUACUAACUCGUCAGCCCACUCCUUCGUAUUCUUUUUCCGUUCUGGUACAUUUCUUAAUCCACCUCCCCACUGGCAGGAGAUCGGGGCAGGCCACCCAUUUCCGUGGAAUCCAACGAUAUUCACAAAUGAUCGUGACCCGCAGUUAUUAUACGAUGUUGUACCUCCUCCCUCUUUCCCGACUGUGGUAUCUUCCUUGACCUCCGAAAUUGAACCCACCCCGGCCUUUCCUUUAUCGACAUCAAGGCCACCUUCGCCUCUUUCCUUCCUGUUGCCCGAAUCCCCCACCUCUGAGCUGCCAGAUCUCAUCUCUCUUCCAGAAUUCUCGCAAAGUUCCCAAUCCUUUUUGUUUCAUGAAGCUGCUUCAUCCUCUCCACAACAUUUAACUCCUUCAUUUCGACGGAGCGUCUACGAGCCAUCAGAGCCGAUUCCUUGGAAGGUGUGGGGGCCGCAGAGUACACGGUGGUUCCGGCAACACUUUUCAAAGGAUUGGCAUCAUGCCACUUAUGGGUUGAGGACCGCAGAGUUAGUGGCGAACCCUAACUCUGUGGACGAUCCGACUGUCGUGUUUGUCCAACAGGGGACUCUUCACGUUAUAAGCGAUGGAGACGAUGACUGGAAUGGUUUCGAACAGAAUGAAGCUGAGGACUGGGAACUGCCGAAACACGAUAUGCCCAAUAUUUUUGAACCGGAAAAUGAGGCUUCCUCCCGGACGCAAGAGCAACCUCGAAACAGGAAGUAUCUUCGUGUGAAGAACUUUAAUCCUUAUGUCAUUUCUCAAAUGAUGGAAGAGAUGUCCAUGGUUGACGGUGAAGACAAUGUGAAGCUCGGUAAUGGCUUGACGUAUCGUGUGGUUACGAAACCCUCAGUGACCAAAGGAGAGGACGUAUUCAGGGAGGAUAUCGUCAGCCAUUUACCCUAUGUGGAAGUGACAAGUAAUGAACAAUUCGACGCCUCCGAUGUGAUGGUCGACGAUGAGCGUUUAUUGAUCAUAAAGCGAGGAAGGAGAGGAAGGUUGAAGUCUGUUCAAGUAUUAAGUCUGUAG
Molecule: messenger RNA, 2109 nt
Organism: Marasmius oreades (fairy-ring Marasmius)
Lineage: Eukaryota; Fungi; Basidiomycota; Agaricomycetes; Agaricales; Marasmiaceae
Exons: 6
Coding region: 1-2109 (702 amino acids)
Molecular function (GO): protein binding
Source: RefSeq, a predicted model, not a curated record